AUGAGGGGACCGGGCAACUUCUCAACUCUUUCUGAAGAUUCAGAUUCCGAUACGCCGAGGAGGAGCUCAGGAUAUGCCACGGCAUCUAUGAGAUCAGGACCGAGCAACGGCGUUGUAGGCCAAAAGCGGCGCGCUAGUAGCCCCCCGCGUCCAGUUGGCAACUCCUUUUUGAGGCCGACACCUCCUGGGCAACUUCUGUUCCCACGCCCCAUCGAACGCGAGAGCAUUUGGCCACGGUGUGGUGAAUACUGGAUGCUCAACGAUCGCCAAACACCACGCUCGCCUUUGCCACAGUCAGAGAAAAAGAUUAUUGAUGGCCUCAAACUGCGCUUGUCCAAGCUUCCGGAUACAGAGCAGGAGGGUGUAUUUUCCGCGAGUAUCAAGGCUGCAAUUGAGGUCGUGCAGCUGGAGCAAGUGAAGGAUGAAGAGUUACGCGUCGAGCAAGCCGUUAAGACGGCGCAUGCUGCCGUCAAGUGCUUAUUAAAUCGAAACGGCAGAUCCCCCCAGUCGGAUGAGCAGCAGCACCGCUUGGAGGAUGUACGUCAGAUUCUACUCCUGUGGUGCAACACUCAGCUACGCAAGUUCCUCACAGCCAAGUACAAGAAGCCUGCACAGAUAUCUGCUGAUGAUCAAAACAAGUUGGUCUCACUUGUGGCUGAGACCCGGGACUGGCGGGGCAUAAAUGACUAUACAGUCGUAAGGUUUAAGGAAAUCAUGGCGUUUGUGACGGAGAUAUUCGACGGGUCCUAUGAAGACUGGGAGCCACAACAGGAUUCGAGAGUCGCAGAACUUGUCGGCAUCAUGAUCGUACGUGCACGAUGCUAUUCUCGUGUUGAGCUCUGGUCAAGCGAAUUGAUGCACUGUCGACACGUUGCUCUCACUCUUCCCGUCAUCCAAGCGACCGAUGUUCGAAUACUCGCCAGCGACUAA
This is a messenger RNA of Phytophthora sojae, 930 nucleotides long. RefSeq lists its product as hypothetical. NCBI's taxonomy places the organism in Eukaryota, Oomycota, Peronosporomycetes, Peronosporales, Peronosporaceae. Bases 1 to 930 code for a protein of 309 amino acids. The transcript is spliced from 4 exons. The record is from RefSeq and is a predicted model, not a curated record.